UUCCAAAAUAUACAUGACGAAAUCCAUGAGUUUAAUCAUAGCAUGUCGCGAAAGAAGAGAAUUUCGUGAUUUUUCUGUGAUAUAUAGUGGCUUAUAUCUUUAUUACGGGUGAUAUAGAUUGCAAAUGUUCAUUUGAAAUUAACAAGUUGCAAAAGAAAUUCCGAAGUUGACGCAUUUUAUUAAAAUUACGGCCAGUCAGACAACGGCGAAUCAUCAAAAGUUAAGCUACCCGAACCAGGAAAUCGAAACCCGCCGUGGUAAAAAGAGAUGGCUAACCGAAAGAUUCCGUGUGAAAAGUGUGGAAGGCAGUCGCUGAUGACCGCCCUCAACACGUUUGUUGAUGCUGUGAACACCAUGGACGAUAAGGUGAUGGUGCCAAGUCGGCUGAGAGACAUGGAGCUGAGAGGUGAAAUGCCAAACAGCAGUUCAAUACAUCGGCUGAAUACCACCCUGGAAGAGAACAAUAACAAUCCAUCACCAGUACCGUUUUCACCCCGUUGUGGCGAAGACUUGUACAGCUACUACAACAUGAUCAAUGCGGUGAAAAGCGAACUUAUCACUGGUACAAAGGCAAAAACACCGAGUGAUUCAUCCCUAGAAAUGGAAUUCUUGAGUGACGAUUCUUCCGAUGACAGCCUAUCAACGGACCCUGCUCACAAAACGGCGCGGGCUUUCCAGUAUCAUUUACAAGGACUAUUUUCAGUGCUGCACCAGCUGACAGACACUGCAAAAUAUCUGGGAGAUGCAUACGAGCAGCAAGUUGAUUCAGGACGAAAGCCUCAGAAGUUUUCAUUCUAACAUCUUCUUUGAAGAAUUUAUAUGUGUCAAAAAAGUUUGCACGAUUACAAAUAAAAAAGUGUAAACUGUAAAAUUCUUCCACAUUCAGAAAAUAUUCUUAUGUUUCAAUUUGCUUGAAUAUUUAAUAUUAGAUCUGUUGCAUGUACAAUGCAGUGUAAUGGAUGGAUUUUGACAGCUGUCGCCUUUUUUAAAAGUUAAAAACUUGAAUAGUUUUUCUCACUGAUUGGAAAAUGAGAAUUUUGCAUGAAAAUGUCAUAUAUUCACACACAAAUCAUAAUUUUUUUGCUGGGGUUAGCCCUUUUUUUAGCUCAUUUCUUUUUUGAAAAAAAAUUAUGUGCUAUUGUUAUCACCUUGGCGUCUGCGUUGGCGUCGGCGUCCGGUUAAGUUUAACGUUUAGGUCCACAUUUCUCAGAAAGUAUCAAUGCUAUAGCAUUCAAACUUGGUACACUUACUAACUAUCAUGAGGGGACUGGGCAGGCAAAGUGAGAUAACUCUGGCGUGCAUUUUAACAGAAUUAUGUGCCCUUUUUAUACUUAGAAAAUUGAAAAUUUUGGUUAAGUUUUGUGUUUAGGUCCAUUUUAUUCCUUAAGUAUCAAAGCUAUUGCUUUCAUACUUGCAACACUUACUAACUAUCAUAAGGGGACUGUGCAGGCAAAGUUAUGUAACUCUGACUGGCAUUUUGACAGAAUUAUGUGCCCUUUUUAUACUUAGAAAAUUGAAAAUUUUGUUUUGUUUUGUGUUUAGGUUCACUUUAUUCAUACAGUAUCAAAGCUAUUGCUUUCAUACUUGCAAAACAUAUUAUCUAUCAUAAGGGGACUGUGCAGGCAAAGUUAUGUAACUCUUACUGGCAUUUGAGCGGAAUUAUGGGCCCUUUAUACUUAGAAAAUUGAAAAUUUGGUUAAAUUUUGUGUUUUGGUCCACUUUACCCCUAAAGUAUCAUAGAUAUUGCUUUCAUACUUGGAACACUCGCACAAUAUCAUAAGGGUACAGUAAAAGGACAAGUUGCAUAACUCUGGUUGUCUUUUUUACGGAAUUAUGGCCCUUUUUUGACUUAGUAACUUUGAAUAUAUGGUUAAAUUUUGUGUUUCGAUCCACUUUACUUCUAAAGUAUCAAGGCCAUUGCUUUCAAACUUCAAAUACUUUCAUGCUAUCAUGAGGUUACUGUACCUGGCAAGUUGAAUUUUACCUUGACCUUUGAAUGGCCUUGACUCUCAAGGUCAAAUUAUUAAAUUUUGCUGAAAUUGCCAUAACUUCUUUAUUUAUGAUUAGAUUUGAUUGAUACUUUGACAAAACUACUCUUACCUGACAUACCACAAUAGACUCCACCCAAACCAUCCCCCGUGCCCUCCCCCCGAAUCCCCCCCCCUAAUUUUUUUUUUAAGAUCAUCUCGCAAAUGACAGGGUUUUUUUACCACUUUUUGGGAAGAUAGCCCAUGGCUUUGGAAUUGGGAAUUUUAUCGGCAUUUACAUGAAAUUGGGAAAAUAUAUUCAUUAGCCUUUUUAUCCAAACUAAAAGUCCACUGAUUAGGGAAAUACUAAAUUUGAUAUAACUCUUUAUAAUCAUUCAAAUUAAAAGAACACAAUCAUAUAAUACCAUGUUAGGUGUAAUUGAAUUAAAAUUGAGAUAAAAUGCGCAUUAGACACUUCUUUCUAAAAUAAUAAAAUAAA
Molecule: messenger RNA, 2466 nt
Organism: Dreissena polymorpha
Lineage: Eukaryota; Metazoa; Mollusca; Bivalvia; Myida; Dreissenidae
Product: mid1-interacting protein 1-like
Exons: 2
Coding region: 268-798 (176 amino acids)
Biological process (GO): regulation of lipid biosynthetic process
Cellular component (GO): cytosol
Source: RefSeq, a predicted model, not a curated record